AAGUGGGCGGAGAUUCAGGACCCAGCGACUCCCCCGGUGUUUUGGUCCCUUUAGUAGAAAUAUUAGCUGCUCAACGGAGGUUUACGUGUUACAUAUUUACUUAAAAACAGCCGUUUGCACUCACAAGCGAACCAGAUGGACAGGACGGUGAGCCUUCCCCACCAACCGGACAGAAGCACAACCGUGACCCUGGUUGAAACCUGCAGCGUCCCCAGUGGCCUGGAGCUGGUCAGCUCCUACCAGACCAAUCGAGUGGGAGACCCCACAGACCUGUUGGCCCUGGCAGAACAAGUACAGAAGGGAGAUGAUUUCAUCAGAGCAAACGCCUGCAACAAACUGACAGUGAUCGCUGACCAGAUCCGAUACUUGCAAGAACAGGCCAGAAAGGUUUUGGAAGAGGCUAAAAGAGAUGCCGACCUCCACCACGCUGCUUGUAACAUUGUGAAAAAACCAGGCAACAUGUAUUAUCUGUACCAGCGGCCCUCUGGACAGAACUACUUCUCCAUCAUCUCUCCCAAGGAAUGGGGACCAAGCUGCCCACACCCUUUCAUCGGUGCAUUCAAACUUCAACAUGACAUGUCCUGGACUCCCAUAGAUGAGGUGGAGAAGAGGGAUGCAGAGUUCGCCAUCAUGGACAAGCUCAUCAGCCAUCAGACAGCCCUACCCUCGCAUACAGAGCCCAACUUCAAAGGCCUGUCUGAUUGAGGCUUCCAUUCAUAGUGGAAGGUAACUGUAGUCUUAAUGAUCAAUUUUCAUCGAAGAAAUUCCUCAAAUGGAUUUGACACUGAACUCACAUUAAUAUAAGUUUAUGAAUUUAUGGCGUCUCAUCAACAUUCAUCACAAAGAAGAGCAUCAGAGCUGCACUGUUCUCCACUAAACAUCAUCCAGUUAACAGUUUUUGCUCCUCACCUCAAAAAAUGAGUCUUAUCUUAAUGAGCUGUCAUCAUGAUACUAGUUGGCGUGUCACUAGAUGUGUGUGCAACCUGCGCGUCAAGAAGUGCUGCUAAAAGCUCCACUGAUCACCUGUGUGUCCUUCAGCUCACACACUAGACACUGUGGAAGCAUUUUUCUCUGAGCCACACAAAGACAAUUAUGUGUUUAAAUUGACUUCAUUAAUUCUUGGAUAUGAAAAUAAAGUGCAAUAAGUAUUUUAAAUCAAA
Molecule: messenger RNA, 1160 nt
Organism: Betta splendens (Siamese fighting fish)
Lineage: Eukaryota; Metazoa; Chordata; Actinopteri; Anabantiformes; Osphronemidae
Gene: c5h1orf50
Product: chromosome 5 C1orf50 homolog
Exons: 5
Coding region: 136-705 (189 amino acids)
Source: RefSeq, a predicted model, not a curated record